Messenger RNA from Olea europaea var. sylvestris, 864 nucleotides. RefSeq lists its product as uncharacterized. The transcript has 3 exons. The coding region runs from base 1 to 864 and encodes 287 amino acids. The record is from RefSeq and is a predicted model, not a curated record. Gene Ontology annotation, biological process: DNA integration. Gene Ontology annotation, molecular function: nucleic acid binding. Lineage: Eukaryota; Viridiplantae; Streptophyta; Magnoliopsida; Lamiales; Oleaceae.
AUGGGGGUAGACGGCCUUGACAGAAUAGUUUACAUUAAAAUCAUCACAGAACCCAGCAUCAGUCAAAUCCUCGACAUCAUGGAUAUUGACAACAAACCAUCCUGGAUGGACCCAAUCAUAGAAUUUAUCACAAGUGGAAAUCUACCAAGCGAUGCCAGGUUUGGGAUACCAAAGGUCCUCAUCACCGACAAUGGCAGACAAUUUGACAACCAACAGUUUAUAAACUUUUGCUCAAACCUUGGGAUUGAUCACCGUCUGACAUCAGUUUCGCAUCCUCAGAGCAACGGUUUGGCCGAGGUAACAAAUCGAAUCAUAUUACAAGACCUCCGAACAAGAAUAAGCGAUGCUAGGGGUUCUUGGUCCGACGAGCUUCCUUCUAUACUUUGGACGUAUAGAACAACUCAUAGGACAACCACAGGAGAAACCCCUUUUAUGUUAGCCUAUGGCUUUGAAGUAAUGGUCCCAGUGGAAAUUAGACUGCCAAGCCAUAGGAGGCUCGUGCCAGAAACCUCGGAGCAUACAAUUGAACAUCUUGAUCUCUUGGAAGAAGUACGGGAGCAAGCCGCUAUAAAAGUGGCCUCUUACCAAACUAAGACAGCAAAACAUUUUAAUAGCAAAGUUAAGGCUCGGAGGUUCAGAGCUGGCGAUUUGGUCUUGAGGAGGGCCGAAGCGGCAGGCCACCCCAGGAAAGCUCGGGCCCAUCUGGGAAGGGCCCUACGAGGUCAUACGACAGGUUCGCAAAGGAGCAUACAGCCUAAGAGACACUUCGGGCAGACCUCUUCCGAGGCCCUGGAAUGCCGACAAUCUAAAAAUAUAUUACAAGUCCUCGAGGUGUUUCACUACUCUAGGCGUCGAGUUAUUUAA